UAAUUGUCCCUUCCAGUACCUGAAGGGAGCCAACAGUGAAYAUAUAGAGAGCCUAUUUAUGAGGACCUGGAGUGACAGAACAAGRRGGAAUGGCUUCAAAGAGACAGGGUUCGAUGAGAUAUUGGGAAGAAACUCUCCUCUGUGAGGGUGAUGAGGUACUGGCACAGGUUGCCCAGAGAAGUUGUAGCUGCCCUAUCCCUGCCAGGCUGAACAGGGCUUGGAGCAACCUGGGAUAGUGGAAGAUGUCCCUGCCCAUGGCAGGGGGGGGGGACUGGAUGGUCUUUAAGGUUCCUCCCAAGCGAAACCACUCUGGGAUUCUGUGAUUCACUGUGUUAUAGAGGUGAAUGGGGAUCUCAGGGAGAGCUGGCAGACCCCACGUGACAGGUGCACAAUGCAGCUACAUGCCAUCAGAGGGUCCAGCUUCUGUUGGGUCCACAGACUGCUGGCCUGGGAAUGGUGUUUGAUUGGGRUGAUGAGAGAAGCUAGCUGAACAGGAGGAUAAGGAUGUUCCUUGGGGGUUCUGAAUUUCAGACCUAUUUUGUGAGACAAAAUAGCAUGACUCUGAGCAUUUACCAAUCUCUUUACAUGGGUUUUGGUCCUGCCUAAAGCUCUAAAUCACCUGCCUGUGGUCAGCCUGGUGGCUGAAUGAGCCACAUGUGGUAGGCCCAGGAAUGUGGUACCUGCCUGAGAGUCUCUUUUCUAGAAGGUGURGAGUUACAUGAUGUAAUCCAGCAGCUACAGAUAACCCUGCUCAGAUCUCAGCACAGGUUAAUGCUCCUGUGUUACUUGAGGCUGGGAUGUGUGAGUGUUGGUCCACACAGAAAGGGCUGUAUUGGCAAGUAAAAACUCUUGAGAAAGCACCUAACAUAAUUGGGGGAAAGAUAAGUUUCCAGGCAAAGAAACCAUUCUUUAGACCUAAAACAGGCAGCAGACUUCAAAGUCAAGCAUAACCUGAGAACAGUUCUGGCCUUGCCUAUGUAUUGAGCUGUCCAAGGAAACAGGAGUACGCAUGGAGCAUAAAAGCUCUUGCAGAGUGGUGGGAAGGGAUAGAAGGGUUCAUCUCCAACCUGAAAGAGGCAGUUGGGCAGUUCAUUCCUUGGGAAUUUUGUAAAGGAAAAGGGGGAGUUUGCACAUGCCGUAAACCUCAGACUUCUGGUGAGUUGAGCGGAUUCUGGCGUCCAGUGUAGCCUGGCGGUGAAGAUGUACAGCUUGUCGUUAAAUGAUGUUCUUCAGGUCUUCCUUGUACCGUGCAAGAUUGCUGACCCAGCCAAGGAUCCCUGAGUGCCUUACACAGCUCACUCGUACCACAUCCACCCACCAAGUUUUCACGGGUUUAGCUAAAUGUGUCAUUUAAUGGAUUUAACUGUGGGGGAGAAGUGCUGUCAGUGCUGUGAGCAAACAAAGUUAGUGACUGAGAUGCAGUAAAGCAUAAACUGAGGAAAAAGGAAUACGAUCCCUGGAGAAUGAAGGCAGGCACCAGGACUGGCAGUAGGGCAGGUGCACUGGACCAAGGAGGAGAAUUACAUGUUCAGGCUCUCAGCAUUCCGGGAUCCCUUGCAGAACUGGCUCCGGGACAACCCACGUGCUAUUUUUCCUGACCCUUUCUACCAGURCGUGCUCCGCUGGCUGGACGAGGACUUGCCAGACUUGUCGGUGUCUCGUGAGCGAAGCCGGCUGCAGUGGGGCAUCCCUGUCCCCAGCGACCCCACACAGACCAUCUACGUCUGGGUGGACGCCCUGGUGAACUACCUGAGCGUGGUGGGGUACCCUGAGAGCCACGGGGUAUGGUGGCCGUCCGUGCACCAUGUCGUCGGCAAGGACAUCCUCAAGUUCCACGCGUUGUACUGGCCAGCGCUGCUGCUGGCAGCAGGCUUGGACCCCCCCGAGCGCAUCCUGGUGCACUCCCACUGGACUGUGCGUGGCCAGAAGAUGUCCAAGAGCCUGGGCAAUGUGGUGGACCCCACCGUGUGCAUGGAGCAGUACGGCGUGGAUGGGUUUCGGUACUUCCUUCUGCGGCAGGGCGUCCCGGAGCGGGACUGUGACUACUAUGAUGAGAAGGUGGUGAAGCUGGUGAAUUCGGAGCUGGCAGAUGCACUUGGGGGGCUGCUGAAUCGCUCAACAGCYCCCAGCAUUAACCCCAGCAACACCUACCCGUGCUUCUCAGAACCCUGUUUCCCAAAGGUCCGGGAUUCCAGGGAGGCAAAAGCCACGGGCAGGGUGUCUGCUGAGGACUAUGAGCUUGUGGCAGCAGUGGCCUCGCUGCCUGCACAGGUGRAUGGUUAUUUUGAAGGCUUCCAGAUCUACAAGGCUUUGGAAUGCAUUGCACAGCAUGUUCGGCAGACCAACGGCUUCUUCCAGAGACACCGGCCUUGGAAACUUGACCGAAGGGACMCUGCAGAGCAGCUCUGGCUGGACACCAUCCUCCACGUCACACUGGAGUGCCUGCGUGUGUACGGGCUGCUCCUGCAGCCUGUGGUCCCACACGUGGCAGACAAGCUGCUGUCCCGGCUGGCUGUUGGGCCAGGAGAGAGGGAUCUCUCUGGUCUGAGAUUCCUGGCGCGCUAUGACGGGAAGCCGUGUCCYUUUGAGGGGAGGCAGCUUGGACCUGACACUGGCAUCUUGUUCCACAGGCUGGGGAAGUCAGAAAGURUGAAGAAAAGAAAGCAAGAAGCUCAAGUCCAUGACCAACAGCUUGUGUGAAUAAAAAUCUCCAGGAAUUCCUGGAAAACA
Molecule: messenger RNA, 2730 nt
Organism: Malurus melanocephalus (red-backed fairy wren)
Lineage: Eukaryota; Metazoa; Chordata; Aves; Passeriformes; Maluridae
Gene: MARS2
Product: methionyl-tRNA synthetase 2, mitochondrial
Exons: 2
Coding region: 1525-2700 (391 amino acids)
Biological process (GO): methionyl-tRNA aminoacylation
Molecular function (GO): ATP binding; methionine-tRNA ligase activity
Source: RefSeq, a predicted model, not a curated record